This is a messenger RNA of Thamnophis elegans (Western terrestrial garter snake), 9482 nucleotides long. RefSeq names its product mannosidase endo-alpha (gene MANEA). Gene Ontology annotation, molecular function: alpha-mannosidase activity. Bases 395 to 1762 code for a protein of 455 amino acids. The record is from RefSeq and is a predicted model, not a curated record. NCBI's taxonomy places the organism in Eukaryota, Metazoa, Chordata, Lepidosauria, Squamata, Natricidae. The transcript has 5 exons. Gene Ontology annotation, cellular component: Golgi apparatus.
GAAAGGCGCCGGAGGGGUAGCGCUUGCUGCGGAUGCCGCCUCCGCCUCCUCUUUCUCUCCCGCGGUCUUCCCAUUAGCCCGCUUGCCUAGGCACAACGCGGAGGGGGCGGGGAGUCCUUGGGAAGGGGGAAAGGAUAGACCACCACCACCCCUAUUAUCCAUCGGCUGCGGGGAAGGGGAGCCCCAGCAGCCUCUGCCUGCGCAGCCCUUACGGGGAUCUCGAGUGGAAGAGGGCUCCUCGGUCAGGUGCAGAGCUAUUAAAAGCAGCAAACCAGGAGCCUUUGGGCUGGCUGUGCAGAGAAAUAAUUAGGCCAGAUAUCGGUUACUCGGCUUGGGUGGUUACGUGAAUAUCAGCUGGACGCUUCCUAUCUGUGUCCUGAACUACCAUGAUAUCAUGGCAAGAUUUCGCAGGAGAACAUGCAUUGUUUUGCUGCUUUUUAUUUUAUUUAUUUGCUCUAUAAUGAUGGCACUGAAAACUCUGAGACCAGAAAGAGUUGGGUUUGGAGAUCCAUUUGGUCUUGGCCUGUUACCAGAUUUUCAGCAACAGACAACACAUUUGAAAAAGAAGUUCAGUCUGCAUAAAGGAGCAAAAGAAGACAGUUUCCCACGGACCAAAAGUGUUCAUCCUCUACCGAUGAAUCUCAAAACAUCUACAACUUCUGUAAGAAAAAUGGAAGAGCUACCUCCUCCCAAUUAUAACUUCCAUGUGUUUUACUACAGCUGGUAUGGGACUCCACAAUUCGAUGGAAAAUAUAUUCACUGGAACCACCCCUUAUUGACACACUGGGAUCCAAAAAUUGCAAGUGGUUAUCCAAAAGGCAAACACAAUCCUCCAGAAGAUAUUGGAUCAAGUUUCUACCCAGAACUUGGACCUUAUAGCUCUAAAGACCCAUCUGUCAUAGAAGCUCACAUGAAGCAAAUGAGAUCAGCAUCCAUUGGGGUUUUGGCUCUUUCCUGGUACCCACCUGUUAUGGCUGAUGAAAAUGGAGAUCCCACUGAUGGGCUUGUGCCUAUAAUUUUGGAUAUUGCACACAAUUAUAAAUUAAAGGUCACUUUCCAUAUUGAGCCAUAUAAAGACAGAGAUGACCGUAGCAUGUACAACAAUGUCAAGUAUAUUAUAGACAAAUAUGGAAGCCAUCCAGCUUUUUACAGACAUAAAGUCAGUACAGGUAGAACCCUCCCCAUGUUCUAUGUUUAUGAUUCUUACAUCACAAUCCCAGAAAUGUGGGCAAACCUGCUCACUGUAUCAGGAUCUCAGAGUAUACGUAAUACACCCUAUGACAGCUUAUUCAUUGCCCUUCUUGUAGAAGAAAAACAUAAACACGAAAUUCAUCGAAGUGGCUUUGAUGGAAUUUACACCUAUUUUGCCACAAACGGCUUCUCUUAUGGUUCAAGCCAUCAUAAUUGGCCCAGUUUGAAAGCUUUCUGUGACAUAAAAAACUUAAUGUUUAUUCCAAGUGUGGGCCCAGGCUACAUAGAUACCAGCAUCCGACCAUGGAACAAUCACAACACACGCAAUCGGGUCAACGGGAAAUAUUACGAGACAGCAUUCAGUGCUGCGCUUCUAGUAAGACCUGAAAUCAUUUCCAUCACCUCUUUUAAUGAAUGGCACGAAGGGACUCAGAUUGAAAAGGCCAUUCCUAAAAAGACAGAUUUGACAACUUAUCUGGAUUAUCAGCCGCAUAAACCAAAUAUUUAUCUGGAGCUUACGCAUAAGUGGUCUGAAAAAUAUAGCAAAGAAAAGGAACAGUGGCUUACAUGAGUUGCUACUGUGAUUGAGAAUUUGACCAUGAAUUUAUCACUGAUAGACCACUUCCUCACAACAUCUUCUCAAUCUGACUAUUCUGCAGCUUUGUUACAGAAAGUUUUCACUUUAAGGAACAAAGGUAACAACAAGCAAUACUAUCUCUUCAGUUACUUUAUUAUAUGAAGACUGUGUUGGCAAUGCUUAAUACUGUAUAUAUUAUUCUGUACUAUAAGUACUGUUUCCAGAGUGUUUGAGUGGUGGUACAAAUAGACUGUUAAAGAGCUAAAUUCAAAACUGGCUGCAAUUAAAAUAGUUACCUAAGAUAUUUGUAUGCAGCUGAUUUUUGUUUUCAUUUUUUGGGAGGGGGAUGAAACCCCCUCCAGGUCUAUUGUAGAUUAAUGUGUAUAUGAUGCAUGAUAUUGUAAAGAGAGGAAUUUCUCUGGGAACUUUUUGGUUCAAGAACCACUUAAAAUUAGUGCUACCUAAGAGCACAGUGUUGAAAUACUUCUUGUUCAGAUCUUUUUAAUCGCCAUGUGAAUCGCUGGAAUUGGAAAUAAAUUCCCUGUUAUUAUUUUUAGUGUGCUUUUCAGAACAUGAAAAACCUUUUAUUUACAUUUACUUUAUUAAAAUUAGGGAGGGAGAUGAAAUUUUCAUAAUAUUUCCAGACAGUAAAAAAAAAUGUUGUGGGAAAGAAUGGAUUAAAGCAACUACCAACUAAAAUUGAAAUACUGGGGAAUUUAAAGUGUCAUUCAAUUUAUCCAUAGGAAAAAGGACUUUAACAGGAAGGGCUGUUCCUAAUGAGACCUUAAAACCCACGUUUUGUCCCAAACAUCAGAAGGUUUUGGUUUGGGUUUUUUUUUUUAGGAAAAUGGUCUAGCAAAAUAGUUUUACUUUUCAGAACAGGCUAAGAACAUUCAUUAUUAGUCUUUUGAGUUCUAGUCCUCGAAGUACAAGAGGUCAUUUAACAAUCAUUCAAAGUUAUAUCUGAUCCCCCCAAAAACUAUGUAUGGCCUUUUUUCAAAAUUACAAAUUCUACAGAGCCUACCUGAUCAUUUGCAGGGAUGCUGCAGGGUACCCAGCUAUUUCCGCCACCCUGCCCUGCCAGCUCCCCAAGGACACUGGACCUGCUUUGCCCCCCACUGGAUUCCACAUGGUCCUUCUCCUUCCCUCAUAAUCCCUCACUUUAUCUUGUGAAGAUCUAUAGAGCUAAGGAGUUAGGGGGAGGGAAGGAGAAUCACCAAUGUCCUAUGCAGCCUGAACGGCUGACCUGCAUGAUUGAUUGGCUUGGGAAAGUCUUGUGUUUGGCAAAGAAAUGUUUAAUUCACUAGCAAAGCAGCCCUUCAACUAUAAAAGCUACUUUUAUAUUGGCUCAGUUCAAUUUCUUUUCACAAAAGUGCAGUUUAAUAAUUCUUAAGCACCCCAUUAUUAUAACUCAAAGUUGUUUAUAUUGUUUAAAAAAAUCCAUAAGUAUAAAAAUUAAUCAGCAACUUAAAUUUGCUUCCAUGAAAACAAGUUUAGUAAAAAGCAAAACUUUUUUGUUGAACCAUUUCAAAUACAAUAUUUUGCAAGCUGAGGGUAAAAAACUAUUCACAUGGACUCUUGUAGUGUGAACAUUAUUCCAUUAUAAACUAAAUGAUGUGAUAUUUUUAUUUUUGCUAGUGAUGGGCAAACUCUUCUAACUGAGCCUGAGAAAAUAGUUUUAUGCAUUAAAAAAACCACUACCUUGCUUUAUUUUGCAUUUUGUUCUAAAUCUAAUUUGCUAUCUGUUUAAGCAUCUACAAAUCUCAUUAGAAGCAGAAUGGGACUAGACAUUCUUUUGUUGCAGCAUUCCAGCUGCUUCUUCUUUUUCACUUGUCUUAUUUUCCUGGCCACAAAAACAUCUGCUGCAAUGGAAGCUAUUUCUGCCAAGAAAUGUAUUUUUUCUAGGUUCCUGUGAACUUGGCAUAGAAGCAACCAGACCAAGGGAUAUAACCUGUAUAUUUUUUUGUUGAAGAAUGGUGCAGGUGCAUCUCUUGAAAUCCUUUCAAUAUUGCCAUCUGCUGUCAAAUGGCCAAAAGAAGUUGAGAAGAAAGCCAUGUCUUCAGGCCACUUCAUCCACUACUUCUCUCUUUGGCUUUUUAGCAAUUGAUAAACAUUUGAGGAGUUGAGGCUGAUGAGGGCCUGGUUUAUUAUUAGGCAUGCUGAUAAUAGAAAUGUAAUCAUAUUUUGCUAUUAUUUUUCCCCCACAGUGGAUCUAGCAUUAGUCACCUAUCAGAGGAAGUAAUGCAGACUUUUUUUAAAAAGCAUGCAAUUUGAAGUAAUUAGCUAUGAGAAAAGACAUUGUUCUCUGCCAGUUUUGUAAUUACAUCUAAAAAGUAAAUGGGUCAUUGCAUUUUAGUAUAUAUCUCUAUAACAGAUACAUAAUGCAUAGAUAUCAAAUGGAUAUCUGUACAUUAAAACAGCGGACUCCAAUUUUUCUGGCUCUGGGGACCGGUGGCAGCCAGCGGUGUGAGAGAGAGGAUGAUUUCGUGCCUGCAACUUAAUCCUGCGCAAGCGCAAAUAGAGCUUCACACAUUGACCCACUGCUUGUGUGGACCAGUUGCCAAUGGGCUACAGACCAGUAGCGGUCCACAGAUCGGGAAUUUGGACCCCUGCACCAAAAGAACAGUACAGAUAUACUGUAAAAUGAUUCCUUUUUUAAUGCAGCAAAUUGUGAGCUGAAUUUUAUAUUUCCUACCUAAUUGGAGAUUAUAUCUAAUGCAUACAAACCCCGCUCUUCAACUAUAGAUAAUAAUGUUAAAGUUUAAAUUUAUUAUACAACUCAACUUUCAUAGAUGCCAUAAAAGAGCUGUAUUAAUGCUAUUUUCUUGCCAACAGAAAACUUAAGUGGCUAUUGUUUAUUUAUUGUUUCCACUUAUUAAUUACUGCAAAUGCUUUAUGAAUUGUCCCUUGCAAGAAAGGAUAGGCAGUCUGCCAAUGGCAGAGCUUUGUGGAGCAACAGCAAGAAAGAUUAUACAAUUGAGUUUAGUUGCAAAAUGGCUGAUGCAUCUGCCCCUUUGCAGUAGGUACAAUUUUAAGAAAGGAAAUGGAAACAUAGCCUUACAUUUCUGUCCUUGGAUCGCCUGAACAUCCCAGAAUGAAAAUAUAUGCUGAAAUGUUUUAUCCACUUUUAAUGACAUCACUAUGUCAUCACAACAAGUUGAACAGUGUGCUGACUGAUCAGAAUAAGCAUGCUUGGAAUUGCGUUACUGAUAUCUUAAGAUGUCUCCGAAAAGUUGACAACCUUCAUGUAGAGCGUUUACAGUAUUUUAAAAAUAAAUAACACUUCAAAGAAGGCCAGAUGUCAUAUUGACAGAAUGAAGAAGCUUAAGGAUAUCUUGAAGCUUAAGGAUAUCAUGAAAGGAGAAGCUGAUUCUUAAUUACUUUAUUGGUCUACUCUUAAUGCCAGAGAAAGAGAAAGCUCUUGUCAAAAGAAGUUUCCACUCUGAGUGGUUAUGAAUUUUUUACUUGACUUGUCUUACUCAAUUCAUAGGUGGGAAUUUAGGAAUAAUCAAGCUCUGAAAACAACACAGCUAUUUCUUUAGGCACUUUGAAUAAUCAGGUCAGUUAGCUAAGAGUAUAUCAUUUACUUCUCACUUCCAUUUGCUCACUUGGAAAUACAGUGAUCUACCAUAAGUGUAUGGAUAGAAAAGAGGAACCACAUAUACACAUAGCGGGAGCUUCUAGACACUCAAGUGGCCAGACUCUUUUUCUACAGAGUUGACAGCUGCAGCUGAGAUUUCAAACAAUCUGCCAGCUAAAUAAUAGGCCUUUCUCCUUCCCCUCUUCAUCAUAGAAUAUUGCUGGCUCCACUUCAUUGGAUAUCUAGAAUUUGAAGAGUUGUGCACAAUUGUUCUGUCAGCUAGAAUAAUUUAUAGCAGCAUUGUUCCUUUAGAUAUUUGAAAUCUUGAAGGAGCAGUUUUGCAAUAUUACAGGACAAGGAUUACAACAUAGUCUUUCAUUUUCAGUUUUUAGCAUUAUUGCAGCUAUUGCAUUGACUGUUCUGAUCCCAUUUUAAUAAGAUUCCUUCACUUAACAAUGCAAGUUGCCCUUGUCCAUGUUUUCAUGGGUUUGGAUCCUACUUGGGUAUUACACAUGCACAGCAUGGCUUUUGCAUAUGGAUAAAGUAUAUUUGUUCAGUCUCAUUAGCAUAAUCUGCUUAUCAGAUGUUCUUUGACUGAAAAUUAACCCCACAAAUAAUAAUAAAAAGUACAUAAAUGUUCUAAUCACAAAGCCUAUCUAUAAUUUCGAGAAUGGAAUUUUAAUCCAGUUAGACUCCUUUCACUUAAUAUACUGUUUGGGCACAAAGGAUAGGUCAGGAAUAGCAGGUAGCAAAUGUAACACUGACUUAUCAACUUUUCCCUCUGAUAUACUGUAUUGGGUUCUAUAGGAUUCAUAAAACCUAUAGAUGUCCUAAUGAAAUGCAGCUUCCUUGAAAAGGCAAAUUGAAAUGUCUUAAUAAACAGAUGACCCCAUUAGUAUUAUUAUGAGUACUAAUGUUACUAAAAUCAUUUUUUGACAUCAUUUUUUUAUUUGGAUAAUAAAUUGAACAUUUUAGCUAAAAUUGAGUCCAUGGCUAAACAUUUUAGUGAAUAUUAGUGAAACAUGCAGUUAGUGAAAUAUGCAGAUAGUUUUUCUUGUACCAUACUUAUAGCAAAAUGACUAGAUAUAGUUAAAGUGACUUGUCAUUUUUUUCUUGGACAAAUGAAAUGGAAAACUGUAAAAAACUGUUUAUAUGUGUAUUUGGUUAAGCUUGCAGUUAACUAAGUUGGUUGGUAUUUUUCUAACCUCAAAAAAAUCUGCUAAAGCUCAUCAAGCGGCACAUAGUCUAUUCCUUUGAUUCAUUUAGGCAAUUUAUUCCUGCUGAAAAGAGCAACGUUUAUAAGGAAGAAAUGAUUUUAUUACUGCAAUUUGCUCGGAAAACCAAAUACUACAAAGUAUUGAUGCACCCAGCAAAUUUUUUCUCACAUAUUCAGAAUGAAAAGCAAUGAUAACCCCAGGAAAGGAAAUGCAUUUCCUUGUUUACCAGGUUUAAAUGAACAAAGGACCGUGAAUAAUUUGGUGAUUGUUGUUAUUUUGAAUCUGCUUUGAUCCUCAAUAGUGCAUUUCAGAACUAAGGUUCCUAUAAAUAUAUAGUUAAGAAGAAAGUUCUGAAUAUUUCUCUUCAUAUGGUCAUGAAUUAGAAAAGGUCAUUUUCAAUAAAACUGGAAAAAUACUGUCUGGUAGAGAUGGCAACCUCCAAAUGUCUAUAAACUCUCACAAAAACCAUGAUCUUAAGCAAAAGAAAAGUUCAUUUUUGUAAAUUAAUUUCAACAUUUUGCACAUCCAUUCUUAUUCAGAAUCAUAUACAAAUAUUUUCCCAUUUUGUUCAUGUUAGACUUAAUCACAAAAAUAGUUAGGCAUUGAACUCUGGUUUCAGAAUUUUUCUUGUUACAUACCUGUGUUAUCUGCAGUAGAAGAUAAAUUCGCAUUGGACAACCUAAACACACAUUUUUUACAUAUGUUGAAGUUAAAACAUAGGAAAGGGAGGGGGUGGAAUUGAUCAAUACUGAACCUCCAUAGGAUCAUUAAGUAGUUGGAAUUUUGUGAAAUAUCAUGUUAGAUGGCAAUAAAACUGGAUGACAAUAAUUUUUAGAUUUAAUAGAAAUUAAUAGAAACUGAUACCUGUCAACUAACUUUCUUGUAAAUUGAGCUGAAGUCUGCCAUAUUGAAAAGAAUCUGAAUAUUCCAGAUUAGAUACACAUUACUGCAUGCUUAGCUAAUACUUCUUUAUUCUGCCAUGCUAUUAAUAUUUAUUUACUUGUUUAUAUUUAUUGUUUGAUUUAGGUCUAUAUCGGAGUCAUUAAUUUACAAAGCUGAUAGCAAACUUUCUACAGUCCAUUGAAGUCAAUAUGCUGAUUUGGGUUGUGGAAUUCAUUAUAGUGGUUGUAGGCAAAAACUAGAUUAAUCAAAAUUACAAUUAGUUAUUUAAUUGCAGCUCUGCCUAAAUAUCCCAGGACAGCUGGAUAUUUAGUUUCAAUAGUUAGUGUAGUAAUGUAUUUAGGUUUGAUUUAAAGCCAGCAGUCUUCAACCACAGAGAUUUUUCAUGAAACUGCUUAACAUAAAAUUUCUCUCUUGUAUAUAUACAUUAAUUUGACUCACAGUUAAUACUUUGAAUAAGUUAACCUUUAAAAAUAGCACUUUGUGUAAAAAUAAAGUAGAUUACCUAUUAGAGCUCAUCAUUCACCUCUUUUUAUUAAAUAUUAACUUACCGGUAUAUGUUGCUAAUUAUUGUGGAUUUUUUGAUGGAAAUAAAUAUGCUUGGUUAUGUUAUAACAAUUACAAAUGCUGUAAUUCCCUUGAUGUAGAAGUCAGACAACUGGACCCUUGCUUCUAUUUAUCACUGAUGUGGCCAGCUUAUAUUUUUUAUCCCCAAAUAUGAAAAACAUGAUAAGCUGUGUCACUGGGUAUUAAAUCAACUAUGUGAACUGCUUUAUUGACUUGUUUAAUAGUCAAUAUUUAUAUUGGCAUUCUUUUACUGGGUUUUGUUCAACUAAAGCUCAAGGGGUUAGUUGAAAAAUAAUUCAUGGAUACAUUUCUGAAAACCCACUGGAAAAUUUCACUGUAAUAUAUAUUACAUGUAAUGUAUAUAUAGGCUUUAGUUUUAAAAUAUUAACAUUUUACUCUGCCAUACUAAAAAAAAUUCCCCAAUGUUUCUCCCAAGGUAUAAGAAAAAGUUCACUAUCGGAGGCAGGGGUUGUGUAUUGGAGAGAAAAGCCACUUGUUUGCUUGGCUCUUAAAAAUAACUUUUGUUUUGAAAUAAAUAGAAAUAGUGAAGUCGUGAAAAAAUGGGAACUUCCAAUUUCUGCAGGAAGCUGGAGGACUUUGCAAAUCCUUCAGAAGAGCCACUUCAAAGACACAGGAACAAAACUUGUCUGAUACAUGCUCAUCUGCAUUGUGAAACAUCUCUUUUAAAGACAUUGCACAGGAAGAUCUAAAAACCAUGCAGUUGUUGUCGGUUUUAGGAAUAGAAUACAAACAGGAUGCUUUUACAACCAGUGGUGGGUUUCAUUUACUCUUACCACUGGUUCACCAUGCAUGCACAAGGUCCGUGCAUGCACCCAGCCUUCUCCGCAUGCUCCCCCCUCAAAAAUGUGGCUAAAUAGAAUGGCAUAGAGCCAGCGUGGGUGGGCAGGCCCAUCCAUGAUCUUUGCUACCGGUUCACCCGAACCAGCUGAAUACCACCUCUGGUUACAACUAUUCCAAAGAAAUUAUUUGAAGGCCUCUUGUUGUAUUCUUUCCAAUAUUGGAGUAGUGCAGAGCUAUAGGUCUUUAGCAAAAUAAGCAUAAAUGUAACCAUAACACAGGCCCAUGAAUAAAUAUUACACCCAAUGGGUAAUGACUUUGUACACAGUUUCAGAGUAUUUAAAAUACCUGUAUUGGUCUUUCAAUGUGUUCUAAAAUUUUACAAGCAUAUUAUAGGAGUAUUUGGCCCAUAACACAUCUGGAAUGCCAUAUUCUUUUAGCGAGCUUUUGAGAAAGCUUGAAAGAAACAUGAUUUACCAAAAUGCUUAGCUAUGAAGUUUUAUAGGUUUUCACGAGCUAGUAAAAUAAACAACAAUCUUCCUCUUAAUCUCCCUUCUACCCUUCCACAACACAUACAUUAUGUCCAGUUUCAGCAAAUGAGACUUAGCAAAUUUUGAAGUUUCAUGUGGAACUAAGGUAAUCACCACAUCAA